Phalaenopsis equestris is the source of this 679-nucleotide messenger RNA. Its product is annotated as psbP domain-containing protein 3, chloroplastic-like. Bases 58 to 462 code for a protein of 134 amino acids. The transcript has 3 exons. The record is from RefSeq and is a predicted model, not a curated record. NCBI's taxonomy places the organism in Eukaryota, Viridiplantae, Streptophyta, Magnoliopsida, Asparagales, Orchidaceae.
UUGUAGUUUUGCAUAAACAACUCGAAUUCUUCGACACCCGAGACCAAUCCCAAAGGUAUGGCGUCCGUUUCUCUUGCCCUGCCCGCUCCAACGUCGAAAGCUCCCAAACGUCCAAACCCUAAAAUUCAUAAAGUUCCCUUGUUUCUCUUCUCCUCAGCAUUAAUCGAUUGCGAUUCGCAACAUCUUAAGUCUAUUCCAACAAGUCGAAACGAAUUUUCUCUUGAUCACUUCCGUUCACAUUCGAAGGCCUUAGCUUCGUUAAGUCGAUCAGGGUUCAUUAGAAGGGAUGCGGUCGUUGCCAUGCUUCUUUCUGCUGCCUCUUUUCCCUUCCUUGCCUUGGGAUCUCUGGCAGAGCCCGAUUUGCAAGAGAGCUUUCGUGCUUAUGAGGAUGAGACCAAUAAAUUUCAAAUUUUUGUUCCUGAAGUUGUGCAGAGAACUUUGCCAAUGCAGAUUGGCUAUUGACAUCACUUGUGAAGGAGUAUAGUUACAAGUUUCUACAUUGAGAAUUUAAGUUCAAUGAUGGGUAGACCUAGGAAGACUUGGGCUUAUUGUAUAAAAAAUGAUCUUAAUUUUCUAGAAGUAACUGAAAAUGUGACACUGAAGUGGACGCAAUGGAGAAAAAGUAUUCAUGUAGCUGACCCCACGUAGUGGGAUUAAGGCUUUGUUGUUGUUGUUAUUG